This is a messenger RNA of Dibothriocephalus latus, 297 nucleotides long. NCBI's taxonomy places the organism in Eukaryota, Metazoa, Platyhelminthes, Cestoda, Diphyllobothriidea, Diphyllobothriidae. The record is from the annotation of a GenBank genome assembly.
AUGUAUCGGAGUCGUCAGGAGGGUCGAGCCGUCGUGAAGAAUGCCGAUAUGCCUGAGGAUAUGCAACAGGACGCCGUUGAGGUGGCCACAACAGCCAUGAAUCGCAACACCGUCGAGAAGGAGAUCGCUGCGGAGAUCAAAAAGGAGUUUGAUCGACGAUUUAAUCCAAAUUGGCACUGCAUAGUGGGCCGAAGUUUUGGCUGGUAUGCACCCUUACACUUCAAUAUAUUUAGUUGCCCUUACUUUAUACCGUCAGGAUAUCAUAAUGGAACCUCUAACUUUCGUAGAUUGAAAUGA